AUGCAUAGCCCACGCGAGAUCUCAUCUGAGCGCCAGGGCGCGCUUACGCCUUCCACCGCCCGCCUCGUUACGAAGCUAGCUGUGGAUCUACCUGAGGGCGGGGCCACGCCACGUACACUUGAGCCUACUGCCGCGCGUCAGCCCUGGGCCAAUCUUAGCGUUGAUACGGCGGUUAGCACGGAUGAUGAUACGACACCUGCAGCUAUGGCGACUACUUCUACGCAAGCUACAUCGAUUGUAGCAUCGUCACUGCGGUCUGGCUCGGGCUCUAGCCAAGUGACAUUACCGGCCGGCCUACUACCAGAACGAUACACGGCUGAUCUAGCUCAUUGGCAGUCUCCUGCUGAUCUACCAGAGCGCCGACUUAUGGUUCAACGCAUCAUUGCAAUGACACGCAGCAAACGCGUAGAAACUUCCACAUGUGCCGACGCACGCACACCAUCAUUGGCCAAACGCAUUGAACUAUCUCUCUACUCUCGGGCCGCAUCAUUUCAUGAAUACCGCGAUUUGAAUACGCUCCGUCGUCGAUUACAGUCACUCGUUUCCCUCAGUUUUCACGAAGCUGCAGUUUCGCGUCGUCGCGCAGCGGCGGUGAUUUUGGGAAAUGGACUAGUUACAGCAGCGCCACAGCUUGGCAAGCGUAAACAUCGUAUGCUCACGCCUUUUGGCGUGCCAAGAUUAUCAACUAAACGUCCACGCGCAGAGUGCAUAAAAUCUACUUUAAGUGGUACUCCGCGCACGCGUGCGCAAUUAAACGAAGAAGCAUCGUUUUUUAUCAUGGAUGAAGCGGUCCUAGGUCUUAUAUUUGCAUUCCUUCCAGGCCUGGAAACCAUUCGUUGUAUGCAACUUAACCGGUUCGCACACCGUGUUUUGCCACGGUGUGUGUAUACUCUCGAGAUUGAAUUACGUCAACUUCAACUCGCGUAUACAAUACAUGCAGCUGUAGUACCGUCUCGACCGGCUGCUACUCUUUUGUGCCAGUUUCCGAAUCUCACGGGCCUUAGCGUAUAUAAUUCGCUGAAACCACUGUGUGAUCAGCAAGAAAGUGGCCCGGCACUGCACGCUUGGGGUUGCAGUGAACUGGAUAUCUCGCACGAUAAUGUGGGAGAAGAAGUGGUGCAACAGCUUGCUGAAGGAAUUGAAUUAGGUGCUUGUCGACAAUUGAGCAGUCUCCGCCUUGUGUCGGUAUUUACAAACACUUGUCGCGGCAACGCUUUGCACUUGUUAUGCGCAGCUUUGGUCAAGGGCUCCUGUCCUGUUCUAGAAGACUUGUUGCUGGGAGGCAAUGGGUUUUCGGAUGUGGGCACGGUAGAUGUUGCGUGGCUGCUUAAAGUUGGAUCGUUGCCAAAAUUGGUGCGAUUGGAUAUUCGUCGUAAUUAUAUCGGGGAGUCUGGAUUGAAGCGUAUUAUGGCUGCUUUGCGCGUCGGUCGUUGUCAACAGCUUAAGUAUUUGUGCAUGGGUGGUAACAUCAUCACAGACAAUUGUGUCAAACCAGUAGUCGAGCUGCUAUCAAGCGCGCAAUGCCCGCAAAUGCGUUUUCUUGGAUUAGAGGAUAAUUUUUUAAGUGCUCGUGGCGUUCAGUGCAUUAUUCAGGCGGCUGUAGCUGGUGGGAUGAUGCCCAAACUACACCAUGUAUCGUGUGAUGGAACACUUGGCGGCGAUGAGACUCAAAGUGUGCGUGCCGCAUAA
Messenger RNA from Plasmopara halstedii, 1689 nucleotides. Its product is annotated as tyrosine-protein phosphatase. Lineage: Eukaryota; Oomycota; Peronosporomycetes; Peronosporales; Peronosporaceae. The coding region runs from base 1 to 1689 and encodes 562 amino acids. The transcript has a single exon. The record is from RefSeq and is a predicted model, not a curated record.